This is a messenger RNA of Condylura cristata (star-nosed mole), 1204 nucleotides long. It is a transcript of the gene LRP11, whose product is annotated as low density lipoprotein receptor-related protein 11. The transcript is spliced from 8 exons. Lineage: Eukaryota; Metazoa; Chordata; Mammalia; Eulipotyphla; Talpidae. Bases 1 to 966 code for a protein of 321 amino acids. The record is from RefSeq and is a predicted model, not a curated record. Gene Ontology annotation, molecular function: protein binding.
AUGUUUGGGAGCACAGGGAUCUGCCUUCUGCAAGGCCUGGAAGCCGGAGCCCCGGCCACCGCCCAGACUGCCUCCCGGCCGGCAAAUGAUGAGCCCCCAGUUAGCAAGGCUGGGCAGGAUCUGGUUUUGCAUCUGCCCACAAACGAGGUAAUUUUGGAUGGGCGAGGGAGCACGGAUGACCACGCCAUCGUCCGGUAUGAGUGGACACUGCUACAAGGUGACCCCUCAGUGGACAUGAAGGUGCCUCGGUCAGGAACCCUGAAGCUGUCCCACCUGCAAGAAGGAACGUACACCUUCCAGCUGACGGUGACGGACACCGCCGGGCAGAGGAGUGCCGACAAUGUCUCAGUGACACUGCUUCCUGCAGCCUUCUCCCCGGGAGGGUGCUCUGGCGUUUGCUCACGCUACCACUUCUUUUGUGACGAUGGCUGUUGCAUCGACAUCACGCUGGCUUGUGAUGGAGUGGAGCAGUGUCCUGACGGCUCUGAUGAGGCUUUCUGUCAGAAUCUGAAUCUCAAGCGGAAGCUGGUGACCCAUGCGGCCACCACCCAGCCGAGAACCACAGGUCCAAGCAAAGAUGCAGGAAGGAACAUCCUGCUGGAAAAGCACCAGAAGGCCACUGCCUUGAACCAGCCACUUGGGUCAUCAGACACAUUGAAGAGGAAUCAUUCUGCUUUUUGGGGGCCAGAGCAACUAGGUGAACCCCUCAUGUCAGGCAGUGGUUCCUCAGAGAAGAACAGAAAAGAGGACAAAUAUAUUUUUGAGUCAAAGAGCGACCGAGGAGGAAGGGAACACCCAGCCCCAGAAACAGGCGCGGUGCUGCCGCUGGCGCUGGGGCUGGCCAUCACGGUCCUGCUGCUGCUCAUGGUUGCCUGCCGACUACGACUGGUGAAACAGAAACUUAAAAAAGCUCGUCCCAUCACAUCUGAGGAGUCCGACUACCUCAUAAACGGGAUGUAUCUCUAACUGUCACGCAGCCGGGACAAAGACAUGCUUCGCUUAUAAUUUAUACAUAUGUUGGGUUCUGGAUAGUUACAACGAAUUUUGUUUUUUUUUACUGGGCGAAGACGACUACUGAAAACCCAGAAGAUUCUGCAAAUCCCAAAUCCUUGUAUUUAUUUACUGUAGAGCUAUUUUCCUUGGGAAAUUGUGAAAUAUUUUGAAAUUUAGAAGCAUCCGUGAAUAAAGGCUUUUACAAACCGAA